This is a messenger RNA of Baudoinia panamericana UAMH 10762, 1713 nucleotides long. RefSeq lists its product as uncharacterized. Lineage: Eukaryota; Fungi; Ascomycota; Dothideomycetes; Mycosphaerellales; Teratosphaeriaceae. The coding region runs from base 1 to 1713 and encodes 570 amino acids. The record is from RefSeq and is a predicted model, not a curated record. Gene Ontology annotation, molecular function: zinc ion binding; DNA-binding transcription factor activity, RNA polymerase II-specific; DNA binding. Gene Ontology annotation, biological process: regulation of DNA-templated transcription; DNA-templated transcription. The transcript has 3 exons.
AUGUCAACACCGCAGACGGCUUUGUCUUCCAAUGGCGACGAACAUCAUCACGUCAAGCUUGCCUGUCAGGGCUGCCAAAGGAAAAAGAUCAAGUGCGAUCGUACCUUCCCUUGCGGACAAUGCACGCGAUCCAACCUUCAAUGCAUACCAAGUACCCGAAAGCCGAGGGUCCGACAUGGUGGCAAACGCGCUGUCGAUUCAGAACUUAGAAGCCGCAUCACUAAGCUUGAGAGCCUUGUCGAAAGCCUCAGUGGAGAGGUUGGCUUGCAGCAUACGCCUGAGCACGACGAAGAUGCAAGCAAUGAAACACACGAAGCUCCAGAGGUUGAUACUCCUUCCCGAUCAGUGGGCAGGUAUCUUGGUAGCUCUUUUUGGGACUCACUGAGUACGGAAGUCCAAGCCAUUCGAGACGCGCUGGAAGAAGACCAAGAUGCAGACGGACCAGACGCACAUUCGAAUGAGGACAAGUCCGGCUCGGGAGCUCCGCUUCAUACUGGCAAUGAAUUCGAUUUGUUGAUUUGCCCUCCUGGGACAACAUAUAUUAUGCCUGGAGCGCUGAACGAACCUCCCCCACCAAUGCAGCAAUAUCUUUACGAGACAUUCAUCGCGAACGUGGACCCAGCGUUCAAAGUCUUCCACACCCCAAGUCUUCGUGCCUUCUUUGAGCGAGGCGCGCCUUAUCUCGGCCACGAAGCCACCGCGCCAUGCAAUAAGGCGCUGAAGACGGUUGCUUGGUUCGCUGCCGUCAACACCAUGACUGACGAGCAGUGCCGAACGCAAUUGGGAGGAGCGCGACUAGAUCUGUUACACAAGUAUCGUCGGACGGUAGAUGUGGCGCUCGCGCAAGCUGACCUCUGCAAUACCACGGAUCUUGCCACCCUGCAGGCAUUCGCAGUCUACCUGGUUUCCAUCCGAAUGACAGACCUCAGCCGUCGUGUGUGGUCUCUGACGGCUCUUCUAGUCCGCAUAGCUCGCGCCUUUGGUCUCCACUCCAAGGCACCUGCUCGCACCCCUUUCGAGACCGAGCUAAGACGCCGCUUGUGGUAUUGCAUUCGCUUUGUCGACGCUUUUGCUGCGCUUGAUCGCGCGACCGAGGUUAUCGUAGAUGCCAAGUCGUUCGACACUCCGUUUCCCAACAAUGUAAACGACACCGAGUUCGACGAGAACUCCCCCAGCAUUCCCAACCACGAAGGGUGUAUCACUGAUAUGGGCUUCGGAUUGCUCGUAUACACCGCGGUCAAGGCUACGCUACGGAUGACCGUUCCAGAGUACAACGCAACGGGCGAUACUUGGCAGCGACGGCUAGACGACGCGCGAGAAUGGGGUCGGGACGUGCACGAGCGCUACUUACAACAUUGUGACAUGUCCAAACCUUUCCAGCGCCUCAUCUACUACAUCGGAAAGUCGAUGUCCGCAUCUAUGGUCCUUCGCGCUGUUCGACCCGUGCAGCGGCACAUGUCGAGCGUGCCGCCCCGCAUCGACGAUCCGUAUGUUCUUCGCAUUGCUGUCGACUGUCUGGCAGCAAAUGAGCGGAUAUAUACAGAUCGCGAGUUUGACCGAUGGCGGUGGCUUAUCUGGGUGCAAUGGCAUGCGCUAGCCGUCGCAUUGGCUGGGCUCUGCAGCAUUAGGGGAACGGAACUGGCUGUUGAGGCCUGGAAGCAAGUUGAGACUAACUACGAACGCCAAAACAAAGUACGUAUUCCACAAGCUUGA